AUGGAUUUCUCAGGCGCCGUGCAAUGGUGGGAUGAGUGGCAAUUGCGUGUACUGGUGCUGGGCAGCCUCUUCGUCCAGUGCAUGCUCUUCUUCUCCUCCUAUGUGCGUAGGCGUGCCCUCUCAUCUCUGCCCAAGCUCUUCAUCUGGCUCGCCUACCUAGGCGGGGAUGCUCUGGCGAUAUACGCCCUGGCCACCCUCUUCAACCGCCACAGGCAGAAGGAGCAGCUCGCCGCCGGCCUGGAGGUGCUAUGGGCGCCGGUCCUCCUCAUCCACCUCGGAGGCCAGCACAUGAUGACCGCCUAUAGCAUCGAAGACAACGAGCUGUGGACGCGGCACGGCAUCACCGCGGUGUCCCAGGUCGUGGUCGCCAUCUACGUCUUCUGCAAGUCCUGGUCUGGCUCUGGCGGCGAAAAGAGGUUACUGCAGUCCGGGAUCUUACUGUUCGUCGUCGGGAUCAUCAGAUCCAUCCAGAAGCCAUUAGCUCUGAAGACUGCCAGUAUCAAUACCAUGAUCGCCACUUACUCUACGUCCACGAGAAAGAAACAGAGCAUCUCAUUGUGUUGGAAAGCAAUGUGCGGUUGCUCAUGGGAUUGGUACUUUACUAGAAGUAAAACUAGAGAAGAAACCCAAGAGAAGGACAUCCCGCUUGAAGAAUUCGUGCAAGAAGCAAUCAAGAAUCUGCCAGAGCUAGCCACUGAUCAAAAGCAAGCUGAAAACCUCGCAUGGGAUCAAUCAUUGAAGGUAAAUGCCUACAGGUCACUAGUAGACAUAUCAGCCCCAUACUCCAGUCGGAUCAAAAGCCUAAAACUUUCAUUGGCCCUUGAUUACCAACAUGCAAAUAGUUUGUCGGCAGCAAUGCUUAAUGAGAUGUUUUUCCUCCUCUACACAAAACUACCUACGAUAUUCAGUAGCUAUAUCUGCUUUUCGCUUGUUUGCCUUCCGUUCCUAACCUUAGCUUCUGUUAUCCUCUUCUCCACAAACCACAUAUAUCAUGACUACAACACAACAGAUGUCAAGGUAACCUACAUCUUGUUUUGGUGUACCGCACUGUUGGAUUUCAUAUCGGUCUUCCUCGGUCCUUCCAUCGUGCUCAUAGGAUCAACAAAAAAGGUUCCCCAAUAUAACCUCUUGUCAUUCUGUGCUCGUAAGAAGCGGCCCACUGUUUUGAUGAAGCUUGCCACACUUGUCUUCUACAAAGACUAUGUCAAUGUGCAUUGCUAUAUAGAGCACGCAGCAAAACCAUCCUUACUCCAAGUUACAGAGUUGGUUCAUGGAUAUGUCAGGGAUGGUUGGAAAGGAUAUAUCCACAACGACGCCAGCUAUAGGAAAUUCAAUAGUCGGAGGGGCCAGUGGGCUCUAAGGCAUCAGCAUCAUCUCGGGUGGAGCUUGAAGAUGCCGUUCGAUAGAAGCAUCCUUCUCUGGCACAUCGCCACGGACCUCUGCUUUCACCACCAAGGCACAACCGCUCACGGCCAAGAGUUUGCCACUAGAAGCAGAGUGAUAUCCAACUACAUGGCUUACCUGCUCUCCCUCCAUCCAGAGAUGCUUAUGCCCGGGUCGAGGAUCGGUACCUUCACCGUCGCCUGUGAAGAUGUCGAAUUAGUGCUAGGCAGCAAGUAUGCGCUGGACACAGAAAGAGGACUUGCGCAUGGUAUUCUUUUCUGGGUCCAACAAUUUUCCUUAUUAGAUGACGCCAGGGCAAUAGGGUCUCUGGUUCCCAAGGCAUGCAAGCUUGCCAAAGGGUUGAUGGAUCUGCGGGAAGUGGAGAGGUGGGAGGUGGUCCAGGCGGUAUGGGUGGAGAUGCUAUGCUACUCUGCUGGUAGGUGCAGGGGGUACUUGCACGCCAAGAACAUGAGUGAAGUUAUGGAACUACUCACUCAUGUUUGGUUCCUCUUGUCAUUCAUGGGGAUGGAGACGUUCGCUGACAGGUUUCAGAAGCCAGAACCUUCCGAAAACAUGGAAGAAGAAGAAGAAGAAGAAGAAGAAGAAGGUGAAGAUGAUGGUGAAAGUAGAGUCCCGGAGAACAAGAUUAAUAUCUUUGUCUAA
Molecule: messenger RNA, 2046 nt
Organism: Triticum turgidum subsp. durum (durum wheat)
Lineage: Eukaryota; Viridiplantae; Streptophyta; Magnoliopsida; Poales; Poaceae
Source: the annotation of a GenBank genome assembly